Cladophialophora carrionii CBS 160.54 is the source of this 1563-nucleotide messenger RNA. RefSeq lists its product as uncharacterized. The transcript has a single exon. The record is from RefSeq and is a predicted model, not a curated record. Gene Ontology annotation, cellular component: cytoplasm. The coding region runs from base 1 to 1563 and encodes 520 amino acids. Lineage: Eukaryota; Fungi; Ascomycota; Eurotiomycetes; Chaetothyriales; Herpotrichiellaceae. Gene Ontology annotation, biological process: methylation. Gene Ontology annotation, molecular function: nucleic acid binding.
AUGGACUCUUUGAUACGGUUCGCUCAGACGCACGAAUCCUUUCGAUGCCCCGAGAUUGAGGCACUUUCGACGCUUGCGGAUCUGCCCUGCGAGAUCGUGUCUUACGACGAAAAGUCCCCUUUCUGCGUGGUGAGGUUUCCGAGCCUGUAUCCGUGCGAGGAAGGCGAGCGGACGUCGCAUCCCAGCCCGGCGUACGACCCAGCGUCUGACACGCGGAUACGAGGCUUUGAAAGCCGCUCGAUUCUAUCGAAAUGCAUCUAUGAGGUUUGGGGCCAAGGGCGGGAUUACGACGAGCUUCACGCAGAUGUCAGGCAGAGGAGCCAACAUCUAUGGGAGGCCUUCCGGCAGACGUCGUUCAAGUUCUCUGUCGACUGUUUUGGCAGUACGAGGGACGUGGACCAACAGAGAGACAUCAUCAAUUCGUUUCGAUAUCUCGACUUGAGGGGCAAGAUCAAAAUGAAGGGACCCGAGGCCGAGUUUGCGGUACUGGAAGAAUGGAUCCCCUGGCCACCGCAAACUGAGUCACAUCAGACAGCCAGCACAGACGGACACCCUGGAGUGGCUGUUGAUAACGUUGCGGGCACGCGUCUCAGGAGAGUCUUUCUAGCUCGCAAGAUUGGCGAUUCCCGCCGUUGGCUGAGGGACAGGCACGACCUGAAGAAGCGACCCUACAUCUCGACCACCUCCAUGGAUGCAGAGCUGGCCUUGGUGACUGCGAAUCUGGCUCUGGCGGGCCCUGGAAAGAUCUUCCUAGAUCCAUUCGUCGGCACGGGCGGAUUCAUGGUAGCAGCGGCGGAACUCGGGGCCGUGGUACUAGGAUCCGAUAUCGAUGGUCGAAGUUUUCGUGGGAAAGGUUCGGGUCUAGAUAAAGGAGUGGGAGCCAACCUGCGGAGAUAUGGUCUGACUCAUCUGUUCGGCGACUGCAUGACUUCAGACCUGACCAAUACGCCCUUCCGGACCUCUAGAACGGGGGCUGGAUCAGGGGACGGCCGAUGGCUGGAUGGGAUCAUCUGUGACCCUCCCUAUGGCGUUCGCGAAGGACUCAAGGUGCUCGGAACCAAAUCGAGACCAGGUCGAUCCACAGGCACGGAGCUUAACGGCCUGAUCUCCAACCCCUUGAAGAGCAACAGCCCAUCAACUCCGACAUUGAUUGAUGGCGUACCUGCCCACAGCCUGCCUGGGUACAUCGCCCCGAAGAAGCCAUACUCCUUCACCCGGAUGCUGGACGACAUUCUAGACUUUGCCGCCAAGACGUUGGCGGACCGCGGUCGUCUCGCCUUCUGGAUGCCCAGUGCGAACGAGAAUGAAUUCGGCGAGGAGGAAACGACGGUCAUACCGCAGCACCCGCGACUGGAGCUGAAGCACGAGUGCGUCCAGAGGUUCAACAAAUGGAGUCGGAGGUUGCUCGUGUAUGAACGGCUGCCAGGGAUACAGGAGCCGGGGAUCGACGUAGGCUUGUCAGAGGGCUUGGAGGCGGCACCCAUUGCAGGUCGCACCGCCGAUGAACUCAAUCCGUUCCGGAAGAGAUAUUUUCAGUCGUUUGGACCAGAUAGAAACGUGUAG